Molecule: messenger RNA, 3897 nt
Organism: Plasmodium vivax (malaria parasite P. vivax)
Lineage: Eukaryota; Apicomplexa; Aconoidasida; Haemosporida; Plasmodiidae
Exons: 2
Coding region: 1-3225 (1074 amino acids)
Source: RefSeq, a predicted model, not a curated record
AUGCAUGAUAAGUAUAGAUGUAGAGGCUUGAAGCUGCGCGCCCUACGCCAUAAGGAUGACUUCGAAAGACAAAAUGCUGCAGCCAAAUUACAAGUAAGUAACAAAGUUGUCAGAAAUUUAGCCACUGAAAAAGAAGGAGCUCAAUCAGAAGAUGAGCUUGAAUUGGAAGAUAUGGAAUUGACAGAAGGAGGUGAAGAGGGAGAAGAAACCUAUGAAGAGGCUGAAGAAGAAGCAAAUGCCGACGAAGAGUUGGAAGUAGAACUUGAAGGAGGGGAAGAAGAAGUCGUUGAGGGUGAAGGUGAAGAAGAAGCUGUUGAGGGUGAAGGAGAAGGUGAAGAAGAAGCUGUUGAGGGUGAAGGAGAAGGUGAAGAAGAAGCUGUUGAAGGUGAAGAAGCUGUUGAAGGUGAAGAAGCUGUUGAAGGUGAAGAAGCUGUUGAAGGUGAAGAAGCUGUUGAAGGUGAAGAAGCUGCUGAGGGAGAAGAAGCUGCUGAGGGAGAAGAAGCUGCUGAGGGUGAAGAAGCUGCUGAGGGAGAAGAAGCUGCUGAGGGAGAAGAAGCCGCCGAAGGAGAAGAAGCUGCUGAGGGAGAAGAAGCCGCCGAAGGAGAAGAAGCUGCUGAGGGAGAAGAAGCCGCCGAAGGAGAAGAAGCUGCUGAGGGAGAAGAAGCCGCCGAAGGAGAAGAAGCUGCUGAGGGAGAAGAAGCCGCCGAAGGAGAAGCCGCUGAGGGAGAAGCCGCUGAGGGAGAAGAAGCCGCCGAAGGAAAAGCCGCUGAGGGAGAAGAAGCCGCUGAAGGAGAAGCCGCCGAAGAAGAAGCCGCUGCUGAAUCAGGCGGACUACUCAGAGGUAAGACCCCAACAAAACCAGUGAUCGAGGACGGUGAGAAUGUAACAUUGACAGUAGAUGAUGGUGAAGAAUUGUACACAGAUGUAAAUUCUGGUGAAUAUUUUGGUGAUGCAACCGUCGAAUAUGAAAAACUGUUGGAUGACGUACCAGCAGAAAGUGCAGACGAGCUAGCCAAAAACCCAUACAUCAGAUCCUUCUUGGAGAAAGCUCUCAAACAAGCCUCAAGAACAGAUCUAUAUGAAUAUGAAUAUGACUACAAUGUAGAUUUAAGUGUAGACCAAAGUCAAGAAUCAAAGGAUGAUGAUGUAGAAGUAGAUGAUAAUGGAAGAAGACUACCCAGAAAAGCUGCCCCACCUGUGGAUAAAGCUAAACAGGACGUCAUGAAAGACAUAGUAAAUUAUCUAUCCAAAAAUAUGCUUGCAUUUGUAAGGCAAAAAAGAAAUGUUUCCGGAAAAGAGGGAGAAGCUCCAACCGGACCAAGUGGCGCACAAGGUGGAGACAGUUCCCAAUAUGCCUCUAAAUUUACCUUCACUGAUCAUUCAGUAGAUUUUUCAAAAUAUAACAAAUUGGAUAAAGAAAAGUUUGCUGCAAAGGACGAUUUAAAAUCUCGUUUAAAGAAUGAGGUUGUUGCUUCUAUGCUAGACACUGAAGGUGAUAUUUUAACCGAAGAAUUUGGUUACUUGUUAAGAAACUAUUUCGACAAAGUUAAAUUGGAAGAAAAGAAAAGCCAAGAAGCUGAAUCAGCUAAACCAGCUGAACAAGAGGAAGAAGCUGAAGAAGCUCCCGAGCAAAAAGAAGAAGCGACCGCCGAAAAAGCCACUGAAGAAACCACCGAGGCAGCCACUGAAGAAACCACCGAGGCAGCCACUGAAGAAACCACCGAGGCAGCCACUGAAGAAACCACCGAGGCAGCCACUGAAGAAACUACCGAAGCAGCAACUGAAGAAACCACCGAGGCAGCCACUGAAGAAACUACCGAAGCAGCAACUGAAGAAACUACCGAAGCAGCAACUGAAGAAGCUACCGAGGGAGCCACCGAAGAAGGUGCUGAAGAAACCACUGAAGAAGCCACCGAAGAGGGAGCUGAAGAAGCCACCGAAGAGGGAGCUGAAGAAGCCACCGAAGAAGGUGCUGAAGAGACCACUGAAGAAGCCACCGAAGAGGGCGCUGAAGAGACCACUGAAGAAACCACCGAAGAAGGAGCUGAAGAAGAAGCCACCGAAGAAGGUGCUGAAGAGACCACUGAAGAGGGAGCUGAAGAAGCCGCUGAAGAGGGAGCUGAAGAAGGUGCUGAAGCAGCCACCGAAGAAGCCACUGAAGAAGCCACUGAAGAAGCCACCGAAGAAGCCACCGAAGAAGCCACCGAAGAAGCCACCGAAGAAGCUACUGCAGAAGUUGCUGAAGCAGCCACCCCGGAAAAGGUCACCGAAGAAGCUACCGAAGAAGCCACCGAAGAAGGAGAUAACGAACCAGCUGAACAAGCAGCGGAGAAAGAAGAAGAUGUCAAAGGUGGUCUCAUGGAUAAUGAAACUUAUUACAACACAUUGCAAGAAUUAUAUGAAGAGAUAGAAAAUGAUGAUAAGAAAGAAAAGGAAAAAAUACAAAAAGCUAAGGAGCAAGAAGAGCUUGAGAAAAAAUUGUUCAAGGAAAGUAAAAAAGGAAAGAAAAAGGAGAAGAAGAGAAGAAAGAAAUUAUGUAAAAUGGCAAAAAUCGUCGAAAAAUAUGCAGAAGAAAUACCAAAAGAUAGCGAAAGAUCAUUAAGAUAUGACAAAGAAGAACAUAUAGAUGAUCCAGAUGAAAUGGACGAUUUAUUAUUUGGAGAAUUUAAAACAUUGGAAAAAUACGGAACCCACAAAACUAGUACUUUCUACUACGAAAUGACUUGUUUUGAUGAAAGAUUGAGAGACUUUGAAAUAAAUACCAAAUUAAAAGAAAUGGAAGAAGUACCUGAAAAAUGGGAAUUACUCUCUCUCUACUGGCAAUCAUACAGAAAUGAAAGACAUAAAUAUCUUGCUGUUAAAAAAUACUUGCUAGAAAAAUUUUUAGAAUUAAAAACCAACCAAUCUACUGAAGCUCUCCCAAAAUAUAACAAGAAAUGGAAACAAUGCGAAGAGAUAGUUGAUAAUAACUUUACCAAACAACACGAACAUGUUAAUGAUGUAUUUUAUACCUUCGUUGCAAAAGAAAAUUUGAGCAGAGAUGAAUUCAAAGAAAUCUUAAAUGACGUUAGAGCUUCAUGGAAAAAAGUCACCCUUAAGACAAGGGACGAAUGUGUAGCCCUCUUUGAAGAACCAAUUGUAGAAUUAGAAGUCAAAACCCCAACCCAACCUCCUAAAGGUUUGAAAUACUGGAAAAAAUUCAAAUUUAAAGGUUUCUUCGUUUAAGCAAAUAUAAAGAGAUGUAAUAUAUGUUAAAGCGGAGGGAAAAGUUAAUUUUUACCGUUUCGAAAUAUUUCUAAUCAUUUAAGAAUUGAGAAAAAAAAAGUUGCCUUAGGAUGACGUGAUGUUAUGUGAUGCAUAUAUAUGUACAUACAUACAUAAUACCUUCAAAGGUGAUACAGUAAAAUGCAGCGACAAAUUUAAUUAUGUUAAUGAUGCUUGUAGUCGAAGGGUAUUCCAUGUAUAUAUGCAUGCAUCGUGCAUUGCGUAAGUACAGAUGUGUAAUAUAGUGUAUAUGUUAUGUAAAUACUUUUCUCCUUUUGGCAAAAGUGGAAAGAAAAUGAUAAAAAAAAAAAAUGUAAGUGGAAAAUUGGAUCAAAAAAGAAAAAAAUGAACCCCAAAUCCCCUCCCAUAUUCAAGAAAUUUAUUUGUCGUAUAAUUAUGGACAUAUCUCUUUUAAAAUUUUUCAUUUAUAUAAGUUAUUGCGCAUUAUAAAAAUAUGAAUUUGUAAUUUUUUUUUCUUAAUGUUUCAAAUGAUACAGCGAUUUUGUGUAUGUAUUAUUUGCUGAUUUGUUUCUUUAUUUAUUUCCUUAUUGAUCAGUUUAUUUCUUCUUUUUUUUUCCCCCCCCUCAUUUUUAAUUGUGUCAAUAUUAAGCUGUGUUUGUACAAUAUCAAGUA